Balaenoptera acutorostrata (minke whale) is the source of this 4764-nucleotide messenger RNA. RefSeq names its product death associated protein kinase 2 (gene DAPK2). NCBI's taxonomy places the organism in Eukaryota, Metazoa, Chordata, Mammalia, Artiodactyla, Balaenopteridae. Gene Ontology annotation, molecular function: ATP binding; protein serine/threonine kinase activity. The transcript is spliced from 12 exons. Gene Ontology annotation, cellular component: cytoplasm; nucleus. The coding region runs from base 1 to 1773 and encodes 590 amino acids. Gene Ontology annotation, biological process: protein phosphorylation; intracellular signal transduction; positive regulation of apoptotic process. The record is from RefSeq and is a predicted model, not a curated record.
AUGCCAACCCCAGUGGCGGUUGCCCCAGCCCACACAGGCAGCAUCUCAGUCCUGGCUCUGUCUCCUCAUCAGCAGGUUGGCCCAGGAGGUGCCCGCUCCGACCUGGCAGUCUCGGCCCUCACCCGGGGGCUGUCCCGAGGGGACUCCCGCCGGCGCCUGGGACGGGACCGGCCGCCCCGCCCUCUCGGCUCCUCCGCGGCUCUGCGGGCAGGCGGACGCCCACCGCGCAGGGAGCCGAGCCGAGCAGACAGCAGCGCGGCCGGCCGCGCUCCCCGUGCCUACCGCGCCUCCACGCCCGGCGCCGCGCAGCCUCCCGCCGGCUGUACGCUCCAGGCCUCAAUGAGGAGCCCAAACAUGGAGACAUUCAAGCAGCAGAAGGUGGAGGACUUCUAUGACAUCGGGGAGGAGCUGGGGAGCGGCCAGUUCGCCAUCGUGAAGAAGUGUCGAGAGAAGAGCACGGGGCUGGAGUACGCAGCCAAGUUCAUCAAGAAGCGGCAGAGACAGGCCAGCCGGCGGGGUGUGUGCCGGGAGGAGAUCGAGCGGGAGGUGAGCAUCCUGCGGCAGGUGCUGCAUCCCAACGUCAUCACGCUGCACGACGUCUUCGAGAACCGCACCGACGUGGUGCUCAUCCUCGAGCUAGUGUCCGGAGGAGAGCUCUUCGACUUCCUGGCCCAGAAGGAGUCCCUGAGUGAGGAGGAGGCCACCAGCUUCAUUAAGCAGAUCCUGGAAGGGGUGAACUACCUUCAUGCCAAGAAAAUUGCUCACUUUGAUCUCAAGCCAGAAAACAUUAUGUUGUUGGACAAGAAUAUUCCCAUUCCACACAUCAAGCUGAUUGACUUUGGCCUGGCUCAUGAAAUAGAAGAUGGAGUUGAAUUUAAGAACAUUUUUGGGACGCCAGAAUUUGUUGCUCCAGAAAUUGUGAACUAUGAGCCCCUGGGCCUGGAGGCUGACAUGUGGAGCAUCGGCGUCAUCACCUACAUCCUCCUCAGUGGAGCAUCCCCUUUUCUGGGAGACACGAAGCAGGACACACUGGCAAAUAUCACAGCAGUGAGUUACAACUUUGAUGAGGAGUUCUUCAGCCAGACCAGCGAGCUGGCCAAGGACUUCAUUCGGAAGCUUCUGGUUAAAGAGACCCGGAAACGGCUCACGAUCCAAGAGGCUCUCAGACACCCCUGGAUCACGUCCAAAGGAGUGAUCAGAACCCCUGAACAGCGCAAGGCAGAGCCCGCCCAGCUGAAGACUGAGCGCCUGAGAGAGUACACCCUCAAAUGCCACUCAAGCAUGCCCCCCGACAACACCUAUGUCAACUUCGAGCGUUUUGCCUGUGUGGUUGAGGACGUGGCUCGGAUGGACCAGGGAUGCCGGGCCCUGGCGGGGGCCCGUGACACCAUCCAGGACGAUGUGGAGACCUUGGUCUCCAUCUACAAUGAGAAGGAGGCUUGGUACCAGGAGGAGAGUGAGAGAGCCCAGCAUGACCUGUCCCAGCUCAGGUACGAGUUCCGCAAAGUACAGUCCUCGAAGAAGCUCCUGCGAGAGGACAUCCGGGCCACGGGGUCCCGCCUCAGGAGCACAGCCAGGAAACUGGACCAUCUGCAGGCGCAGUUUGAAGCCCUGGGGCAGGAGCUCUUGGCAGACUUACAGUGGCUGCAGGAACUGGUGGGCGGCUUCCAGCUGGAGAGUGGGAGCGUGGACAGCCCCAGCUCCGUGUGUUGCCAGGACUCCAGUGAGUGCCUAGGGGAGCUGCUCAACAGAUCAUGCAGUGAGGAAGUCUAGGCCAGCUUGAAGCUCUGAGCACCAGAAUCGAGUCAGUAAUGCAUCCUGGAUGGUUUGCUGAAGCCUGUUCCCAACUGCCCUGCCGGGGCAUCGACUAGAAUUCUCCUGCAGGGGUGUGUGUCUGUAGCAUAGCCUUCCACCCCCUUCCCACAAUCCAGAAUCGUGGAGGGGCUAGCUAGUUAUCCGUUCUGUACCUCCUCUCACCAGGCUGGUUUUCUGGGAGGGUGGCUGGCAAGGCAGCUAAGCUGUUAAAACGAUUGAGGAUGAACACCCCUCAGUGUACCCUCCUACAGAGGGAGGAUGGCUGGCCCUGGAGAGAUACUUGAUAACUGAUUUGUGAUAAUGGAUUUGUUCACAUCUCACUUCCCGCCUUAUAGAUUGCAGGUCUUGGGUAACAUUCUAGUUAACUAGGGAUAAUAGUCAGUUGGCUUGGUGCUUUCCUGCUGCUGAAGGAGGGAUUCUGAAUGCACAGAGAAAAGAUUACUUUUCAUUUAUAUUGACUUUUCACCUACCAAGCAUUUAUGGCUUUGAUCCUUAAAGGAACCUGUGAGACAGGAAGAUAGGUGGUAUUAUCAUUGUUGUUACUGUCAUUUCCAUGUAACUGAAGAGGAAAUUGACCUCGAGAGGGAAAAUGACUUAGGUUCAUUCAUAGCUAGUUGAUACAGAUGAAACAGAAACCCAGGAUGCCCGACUCUAAGAUGAAGUAUAUGGGAAGAAAUAGGCUUUACUGUAAAAAUCCACGUUAAUAUUAAAGUUCAGAUCCCAGAGGUAAAGUAAGCACUUUCAUGUAUUUUGCCAAGUCAGGUGGAAGUCUUAUACCUUCAGGCAAUUGUCCUAAGAAGUGUGUCCUAGAAGGCGCGCAGUUUAUCGUUCCCAUCCAGCUGUGUCCCUGUCUGAAGAUCACCUGCAGAAUAGGAGGGAAGGGGCAGCAUCUCGCCCUUCUCCACUUCCCGCCUCUGGCUAAGGGCUCCAAUCUCGUGUUGGGAAUGAAGGCCAGAAAGGACUCAACAAGCAGGUUCCUUUUCUCAUGUCCCUAAGGUCUGAAGAGGGUGGACAUUAAGAUUGGGGAGCCCAAGGCUCAGUGCUCCCUUCCUGACCUCAAGCCAUGCGCACCCCUCCCUGAGGACUGGAUCAUCUUGUCUCCCUUUUCCCGGAGGAGGGGCCAGCCAACUAGCUCACAGAGAAAGAGUGUGGAGUGUGGGCCCAGUGCUGUGCUAGAAGCUUGGGGGUGAGGGAACAGAUCGUAUCAUUUCAAAGUGCCUUCACAGACUCACAAAACCCCCCUGUCAGAUAGGUGGGGUAGGUGUUAUUCCCAAUUUGGAGCUGAGGAAACAGAGAGGAUGGGAUUUGCCCAAGGUCACAAUAGUGGCAAAAGUGGAGACCUUCUGAUGAUGUCUGUUGCUUCUUCUGCUUCCCCUAACUGCCCUAGUCUCCAAGAGUUUACUCUCUGCUGUGGGGCAGGUCACACCUAGACACAUCCAUCUAUGCACUCACAAAGAAUUUUUAAGCACCUAUCUACUGCCAGGCAUUCAGCCUGGCCCCAGGGAUACAAUGUUGAGUGAAAACAGGCAUGUUUCCUGCCUUCACGAAAUUUGCAGUCCAGUAACGAUUCCAACAUUCAUCAAGAACAUUCUACAAAGGUAGAACUGCAGCUGGGACCUAUGCAAUGAAAGAGAAGGAUGCAGCACUGCAGGAGCCUGCAGUGGGGGAUGAUCUAGGCAGGGAAGGCAUCCCUGAGGUGGUGAUGCUGGAGCUGAGAUCAGCUAAGCAAACCAGGGAGAAGGUAGUGCUCCCACAGAGCUGUCAUGCCAGGGCUCUGUGCUGGGAGGGGGCCUGGGAGCUGAAAUUGCUCAGACAGAAAGAAAGCUGGAGGGGAGAGAAUAGAGUAUGGUGUGGAUGUGGCUGGAGAGAAGACAGGACCAGCAGGGCUUUGCCGUAUUAAAGAGCUCUGCCUUCAUCCCAAGAGUCAUGGGGAGCCGUGAUGGGUGCCAGGCAAUCAACGGCCUGACGUGCUGGCGGGGGCAGGGAUGCCCAGUGAGCAGCACAGAUGGGGAGUGGUUUAGGAUGAGGCAUGAGGUUGUGAUCCCAUGAAACCAUUUCUUUAAAAUCCUACCUCUAAUUCUAUUUGCAUGCUGGAUCACUUCAAAUAUCAUAUAUAAUAUUUGUAACAAAAACUUUUUUCAUCAACUGUAAGAAAGCAUAUUUUCAUCAAAUGUAAAUGCAUCAUUAUUUUAUGACCCCAAAAUAAAGAAAAAAAAAGCCCAAGACGGGAAGUUCAAUAGGAGACUCCACAUACAAAGCUGGGACACCCUCACGGAAAGGGUAGAUGGGAAAUAAAGCCACCAGGCAGGAAGGGGAGGCAAGGGAACGUGUGUCUCUCAACCUUGACACUGGGUAGAGGGAUGGAAAAAUCCUCCACUGAGAAUAGGAGUCCCAGGUCCGUGGUACUCGUGCAGGUUUGCUUUCUGCAUUUGCACAAUCAGUGGGAUCCAAAAGAACCUCAAAACAAGUGAAUAAACAAAACAACAACAACAACAACAAAACAAAAACAAAAGAACCUCGAGCAGAGAAUCUAACGUCAAACGGUUUGAGGCUGGGUGGCCCCGAUGGCUGGCAGAAUCAGUGUGGUCAUCUUCCGGAACACCUGCCUUCACUUCAGACCGACAGUAAGGAUAUGAUGCCAUUGUUUGGGAGUUAAGUCCUGAUUUCAGAGAUCCAAAAAUGUGCAUCUUGGAAUCAAUGGAAGAUGGCAAAGCCCUGUUCCCUAAACCCUGUCUGGAAGAACUGAUACAAAAGACCCAUCUACGAGCUCUCCAAGAACUUUCCUGCCCUGUUACAGGACAUGAUGUACCCAUUUGGCAUAAGGCACUGCAAAGAUUAAAGGUCCCUUUGGCCAAGUCAACAGGUUUCCUAAGGAAAUGAAGCCCCUGAUUGAGCAACUCAGGGCAAACUUUCUUGUGAAGGUCGAAAUAAAAUUCAAUGAAGUAGAAA